GAGAGAGAGAGAGAGAGAGAGAGAGAGAGAGAGAGGAGGGGGAGAGAGAGAGAGAGAGAGAUUUUAGUUCUUUCCUUCCACCCAGCGCCGAACCUCAGAACACACAGACACACACACACACACAGAGACACUACGCAGGUGCUGAUGUCUGCCAAUCGUCCUCACGUCUCCAGAUCAGACUCUAAUGAUGAAGAUCAGAUGAUGGAGUAUUUCACACAACAGAUGCUCUUUCUGCAGGAGAAAGCUAUGCUGCAGGCGUCAGUAAGAGAAGAGAAGAAACUAUUGGUUGAAAAUGCAAAGCUGAAGAAAGACAUCGAUGAUCUGAAGAACGUCCUGCACGAUACACAGAGGAGAAAAGCAGCAAAGCUGCGACAGGAGCGAGUUCUCACGGCAUCAAUCGUAUCUAAAACAGACCUGCUGGGUGAAACUCCUCUCUUGUCCAAAACGACUCCAUCAGAGACGACAACCACACAAACACGUCAUGAAGGGAGACGCAGGAGAGAGAGGAGAGGAGCUGCUGUGGACCAUGAGCUUCUCAACUCUUCUAAUUCUGCAAGCGUUCUCAUGCGAGAACAGAAACCUGAUGUUUCCCGUCUGGAUCUGCGGGUCGGACGAGUUCUAGCAGUCCGGAAACAUCCAGACUCGCCGUCAUUGGUCAUCCAGGAGGUGGAGUUAGGAGAACACGCGCCCAGAACCGUGGUCAGCGCACAGAGCGUUCACGUGACACCAGAACAGCUGGUUGGCAGUCUGGUGGUAUUGUUGUGUAACGUGCGGUCAUUGAAGGUACGAGGGGUUCAGUCUCAGGCCCGCCUCCUCUGUGCUGUCAAUCAAGAGAGGACAGAACCCUUAACCCCUCCCACUGGAGCUCAACCCGGUGACAGAAUCACGUUUCAAAACUACCCUGGUGAACCUGAGAAAGAGUUAAAUCCCAAACGCAGAAUCUGGGAGCAUUUACUGCCUGACCUGCACACAGACGCAAAGGGCGUGGCCACAUAUAAGGGCGUGGCAUUUGAAGUUCGUGGGAAGGGCCUCUGCCGGGCCCAGGGCAUCAGCAAUGGUGAAAUCAAAUAAAGGACAAAAUUAAACA
Messenger RNA from Paramisgurnus dabryanus, 1087 nucleotides. RefSeq names its product aminoacyl tRNA synthetase complex interacting multifunctional protein 1b (gene aimp1b). Gene Ontology annotation, molecular function: tRNA binding. NCBI's taxonomy places the organism in Eukaryota, Metazoa, Chordata, Actinopteri, Cypriniformes, Cobitidae. The record is from RefSeq and is a predicted model, not a curated record.